AUGGAGUCGGGAUCAUCUCUGAGCCUUGUACUGCCGGCAUUCCCAGUCAAAUCGCCGAACAAGUUGGUCAAGGUCCUCGGCUCGCUUCCGGAUGAAGCAGAAAGAUUCUCACUACUCCACCUCAACGGCUUGUGCGACACUCUCGCCGCUAUCACUGGUCUACCAGCAAUUUUGACGAUCGUCUCGGAUGGACUUGCGUACAACGAUAUCCUUGGCGUCAGUGACGAGGACGUGUGGAGAUACAGCGAAGCGCUUCGAGCUAUGGCUUCUUGUAAUGGCUGUGUCAACAUCCGCUUCACUCGUCUUUACGACAUGCUCACGGACACAGUCGAAGGUUCGACUGUCAACACUGAUGCUGAACACUUCCUGAAGACUGCGGCAUGGUGUCGUACAGAGAUGGAGAAGCAUCGUCCGAAGGACUUCGAUGUGCUCGAAAGACUCGCCAACGAUGCCGAUACUCUUACAACCUACUGCGGAUACAAGCGGUUCUUGCUCAACGAAAUUCCUGAGGACGGUCUGAAUCACAAGCAGCGCGACAAGAGGAACGCUCGCAUUGCGAAAGAAAUGCUUGUGAGAGGCAAAGCGUUUGCAGAACUAAUCAAACUGCGCUUCAGCGAAUGCACUCGCUUAUCUGUGCAUGCCUCGCUGGACGUUGGGAAAGUGUCCAUCGGUAUGCUGCCACAGAAUAACAGCUGGCUUAUGACGCCGUGGCAUGGUGCCCUUGUGUGGGAAGCAGACGGCGGUUGUCGCAUGACGCACAGAGCGGACAUCAACGAAGCGUCACAUGAGUUGGUAUACAAGAAUGGUGUGUCGUCGUAUUUCAGGGAAAAGAACGAGCUUUUCGACUGGCCUGGCAUCGACUUCGAGCACCUCUAUCCGUGUGGCCUAAUCGUCCGGCCCACCAACUCCGACAACUCAUCGCUCAGAGAUGUCGACAUGGUAAGGGUUCGCAGACUGACGGAGACUCACUCACCUGUCAUUCUGCGUGGCUUCAGCGAUGCGAGGGACGAGCCUGUUUUUGUCGCAAAGGCCAGCGAAUUCGGCAAGAUCCUUCCGUGGCAGAACAAUGUGAUCAUGAAGGUCAGGAAUGAGCGCAACCCCGACCCAGCGAGCACGAGUCAGCUCAGCAACGAAGCACUGCCCAUGCAUUACGACGGUAUCUUCAAGAUGAGCGAGCGAGUCGAUGAAAUUACAGGCGUGAAGACGAAGGUGUCCGACCCGCCACGCUUCCAGCUAUUCAUGUGCCAUGCCGCCUCUCCACAUGGUACUGGUCAGACGCUCUUCGCUUCCUCCCGGUUGUUCUUCAAGUACUUGCCCUCCAAGUCGUGGGAUGUGGAGAAGCUGUCCCAGAUCCGCUGGACUUGCAAUAGCCACGGAUACUUCAGUCACACUAUGGCGGACUUGCCACUGGUCAUACAGCAUCCCAGCACAGGCCUGCCGUGCCUUCGAUAUCAGCAGCCGUGGGCAAGCUACCAGACGAGUUACGGAUACGGCAGCACAGUCAUCGACAAUGGCCCGCAGUCGCUCGUCCCUCUGAUUGAUGAUCUGUUGUACGAUCGUCGAGUCUGCUUGCAUUUCGAGUGGGAAGAAGGCGACGUGUUGGCCUCGGACAAUUUCGAAAUGCACCACACACGGACAGCUUUCACAUCUGACGACGCUCGAGAGCUUUGGAGGAUACACAUAGACUAA
Molecule: messenger RNA, 1689 nt
Organism: Baudoinia panamericana UAMH 10762
Lineage: Eukaryota; Fungi; Ascomycota; Dothideomycetes; Mycosphaerellales; Teratosphaeriaceae
Exons: 3
Coding region: 1-1689 (562 amino acids)
Molecular function (GO): oxidoreductase activity
Source: RefSeq, a predicted model, not a curated record